Molecule: messenger RNA, 1270 nt
Organism: Periophthalmus magnuspinnatus
Lineage: Eukaryota; Metazoa; Chordata; Actinopteri; Gobiiformes; Gobiidae
Exons: 3
Coding region: 231-620 (129 amino acids)
Source: RefSeq, a predicted model, not a curated record
GCAUAAACUUGCCGCACCAGAGACGCCACGUCGGCACAAACUGACGCAGGACGUGGCCGCGCGUGGAUCCCCUGAGAGCGUGCGUGGAGCUGUGCGCGUGGACCCCCGUGUGCGUGCGUGGACCGCGGACACGUCUCCCGAAGUGCAAACGGAGUUUUGGGCCAAAUCCCGAGAAAAGGCAAAGAGCCGCGGGUUCGAUUCCAGCGCGGAGGAACACGAGUAGCGGAACAAUGGUGAAGGAUGUGAACAGUUUUGUGUCGGAGCCUCAGCCCUCCACGAGCCUGUGCCCAGAGGAGGAGAGCCCAGGUCAGCCAAGCCCGGAGCAGAGCCAGGAUCCAGGUAAAGACCAUGCAGUCCAGAGUCCGGGGAUGGUCUGGCGAGUGACCGGGGGACUCUUCAGCGCCACCAAGAAUGUGAUUGGCGCUGCUGCAGGGGGUGUGGCCUGGGUCGGUGGGCGGAGCUUGGAGAUCACCAAGGCAACAGUUUCCUCAGUUCCGUCGGUGGGGGUGGGGCUGGUGAAAGGGGGCGUGUCUGCAGUGGCAGGGGGUGUGGCCUCCGUGGGCUCUUCAGUUGCUGCCAAAGUCCCAUUCACCGGAAAACGCAAAGACAAAGCUGAGUGAGACUGGGUCUAAACCAAGUCUGAUCUGGGUAUGAGCUGGGUCUAGACCAUAUCUAUAUAUGGACUCUCUGGGACCAAAGAUGAGUCCAAACUGAACCAAGACCAAAGUAAGACCAAACCAGGACUAAAGCCAGACCCAGACUCAGCUUGGUUAGUUUACAAAGACUGUGAGGAUGGAAACUAAACCAGGACUGAACUAGGUCCAAACCAGUGGCUUUUGUAGAUGAAACAAUUUAAUUUAUCAGAAAAAUUCCCACAUAAACUGGACAUGAUUCAUAAUUUUACUCCAUGUUUAGUUCUGGCUUUAGACCUGGUUUACCCUAGGCUAAACCAGGACAGAAUCGGAACUAAAGCAGGUCUAAACCAGGACUAUAUUUGGACUGAACUUUUUGGCUAUUCUCCGAAGUGAAUAAAUGUUGUUUUAUUGAAGCUGGAGGACGAAUGCUGGAUUAAAAAAUGGUAAAAGAACUGCUACUGCUCCACAAAAACGACAAACAUGUCUGGAUCUGAGAAGAGUUUAUUUUCUGUAUUUUAUUUGUGUGUGAGUGUAAAGUGUGUGAUCUAUGCAAACUGAGCGACUCAAUGCAAUGUCUGAUAGUUUUAAUCUGUGAAAGUUUAUGUCAAUAAUAAAAAUAAUAAAUUACAAAAGAA